AUGGAUCCGGAUAUAACCAGGUGCAGAUGAUUUCUAAUUCUAAGGCUGAGAAGCUAUCCCUGGACUGUAUUCUUGUGGAGCAGCGUAGCUUAGACCUAGAGCAGUUCUGUCAUGAAACUGCUACCAGAUUGUGUGCUGCUGCCAACAAGAAGUUCUGGUUCUGUAAUGAUUAUGAUGUUGAGAUGGUUGACGUUGAUCCUGUCUCUGGUGAUGUUAUUGUUGUUGCUGUUGUACUAAUCCAGGCUGCCAUUCUCACCAAAUCUCAUUCUCAGAAGUUUAAUGUUUCAUCUUUAUCCAGGAAACAGUAUCAGGCGAGCUUUAAAUUUUGCUGGAACAUUGACUCAGGGCAAUAUUUUCUUGUUGACAGUGAUCCUCUCAAAGAUAUAAAUGGGUUUAAGGUGAGUAACAUUUGCAGUACAGCAAGGUGUAUUUUUUUUAUGAAAAAUCAUUUCCUCCCCCUUCUUUGGAAGUGAUAUUUUCCCUCCAGAUGUUUCGUAUGGUUGCAUGGAGGGCAAACAAUU
This is a messenger RNA of Eurytemora carolleeae, 521 nucleotides long. RefSeq lists its product as uncharacterized. Gene Ontology annotation, biological process: protein ubiquitination. NCBI's taxonomy places the organism in Eukaryota, Metazoa, Arthropoda, Copepoda, Calanoida, Temoridae. The record is from RefSeq and is a predicted model, not a curated record. Gene Ontology annotation, cellular component: Cul4-RING E3 ubiquitin ligase complex. The coding region runs from base 27 to 473 and encodes 148 amino acids. The transcript is spliced from 5 exons.